GUCAAUUCUCGGCUUCGUGGGGGACGUUGUUUGUCAGCUCGCAGUCGAGCGGCGGCGAUCUCCAAAGGAGAUUGCCGACCUCGAUAUCACGAAGCCGUCGCGAAGCGGAGAAGAGUUUGACGCCCGGCGCCUCGCGUCGCUCACGUUCUUCAGUGGG
Molecule: messenger RNA, 157 nt
Organism: Symbiodinium necroappetens
Lineage: Eukaryota; Dinophyceae; Suessiales; Symbiodiniaceae
Source: the annotation of a GenBank genome assembly